Messenger RNA from Mesorhabditis belari, 1542 nucleotides. NCBI's taxonomy places the organism in Eukaryota, Metazoa, Nematoda, Chromadorea, Rhabditida, Rhabditidae. The record is from the annotation of a GenBank genome assembly.
AUGACAGAGGAUGUCGAUCAGCACAUCCUCGACAAAUAUGAGCUGCAAAAGCGUUUAGGGAAAGGAGCGUAUGGAAUCGUUUGGAAAGCUUUGGACAAGCGAACGAAAGAGACGGUAGCGCUAAAGAAGAUCUUCGACGCUUUUCGUAAUCAGACUGAUUCACAACGAACCUUUCGAGAGGUGAUGUUCUUGCAAGAGUUCGGUCGACAUCCAAACGUGAUCAAGUUGUUCAACAUUUUGAAAGCCGACAAUGAUCGCGACAUGUACUUAGUCUUCGAAUACAUGGAAGCCGAUUUGCACAAUGUAAUCAAGAAAAUGACGAUUCUAAAAGACAUCCACAAACAGUACAUCAUGUGUCAACUUUUUCGAGCCAUUCGCUUCCUUCACUCUGGAAAUGUGCUGCAUAGAGAUCUCAAACCGUCCAAUGUUUUACUUGACGCUGAUUGUCGAGUGAAACUCGCUGAUUUCGGCCUCGCUCGCUCUCUAUCCUCGCUAGAAGAUUAUCCAGAAGGACAAGAAAUGCCAGAAUUAACGGAAUAUGUAGCCACUCGAUGGUACAGAAGCCCGGAAAUUCUAUUAGCCGCGAAGAGAUAUACAAAAGGGGUUGACAUGUGGAGUUUGGGAUGUAUUCUUGGGGAGAUGCUGCUGGGGAGAGCGCUUUUCCCGGGCACUUCAACAAUUAAUCAGAUUGAGCGAAUAAUGAAUACGAUAGCUCGGCCGUCAAAGGGCGACAUCGACAGCAUUGGGAGUCAUUACGCGGCAUCGGUUUUAGAGAAAAUGCCUGCAAGACCUCGAAAACCGAUCGAUGCUUUCAUUCCCUCCAAUAACCCGCAUGCGAUCGAUUUGAUUCACCGAUUGCUCCUUUUUGCUCCACAUCGUCGUUUAACCGUUGAGCAAUGUCUCGUGCAUCCAUAUGUCCUACAAUUUCACAAUCCCGCUGAUGAGCCAGCUCUUCCUUACGAUGUUUCUUUAACAUUACCAGAUCAUAUUCAAUUAUCAAUAGAUGAUUAUAGGAAUAAGCUUUAUGAGAUGAUCACUGCGAAGAAGACUCACAUUCGACGGAUUCAACACGAGCGUAUUAGGAUUCCAGAGAAACAACCCGUUGCGUCCGGCUCGCAACCCGGCAAAUCCUACUCACAACCACAACCGCAAAGAGGAGUCUCAAACGAACGAAGCGCGCCAAUAGCACAGGCCGAAUGCAGCGACACCGACUACGACACAGCGAGGAGUCUCGCACGCGAACAACGCCACUUUAACAAGCAACAAGCCAAUCACUCAUCAAAUCAUCAUUACGAUAAUGGUGUCCACGAGGAGCAACCGAGAAUUAGAGAGAGAGCCGCCUCGGCCGACUCAAGAGCCUCAUCGAAAACUUUAGUCCAAAAUGGCUCGGCGAAGCGCUCGAGUGCUAAAGAGCGUCGCAAGUCACAGGAUCGUGGAUCCACUGAAAAGUACGGGUCCACAGAGAAGAUACGGGUGUUUUCGAGUCUCAAGAGUGCUUCUCAUCUCAUCAAACACCCGCAAAAGUUCAUCGGAAACGGGCAC